ACAAAAACAAGUGAAAAAUCAACCAAAAUAAACAUUUAAUUCAAUCAUUCUGAAGAAUAAACUGCAAGUGAUUCAUCAUUUACCUACAGAGACAACAAGAAUCCCCCAUUAUUAUAAUGAGUAAUACUAAAGCAUCUUCUGUAGAAUAUUUGGAAACACCUGACAAGUCCGAAAAUGAUAAAAAGUCUUACCAAUGUUUGGUUUUAGCAAAUGGCUUAAAGGUGUUGCUGGUAUCUGAUAAUAAAACCGGUUGCAAUGCCAAUGAAGACCACAAUUCAGCAAAGUUAAGCAAAAAUGAACAGGCUGAUGAAAAACUCUCAGCCGUUGCUCUUAUGGUAGAUGUUGGAUCAUUUAUACAACCUCGCGAGUUUCAGGGUUUGGCCCACUUUUUAGAGCACAUGAUUUUUAUGGGUUCGAAAAAGUAUCCCAAAGAGAAUUCCUUUGAUACGCAUCUCACGAAAUAUGGUGGUAGCAAUAAUGCCUGUACCGAUAGUGAAGACACGCUUUAUUAUUUUGAGGUGCCUGAAAAACAUCUAGACAGCAGUAUGGACUACUUUGCGGCCCAAUUGAAAGAACCUCUGCUAAUAGAGGAUUCCAUGACUAGAGAACGUGAAGCGGUGGAAUCAGAAUAUCAGUUAAUUGUUAAUAAUGAUGAGAUUAGACGUAAUCUGUUGAUACAAAGUUUAGCCAAUGAAAACUAUCCUCAUGAAAAUUUUACCUGGGGCAAUUUAAAGUCUCUUAAAGAGGAUAUUGAGAGUGAUCAAGAACUACAUAGAAAUUUGCAUGAAUUCUAUAAAAGACAUUAUAGUAGUCAUCGCAUGUAUGCUUGUAUACAGUCUUGCUUGCCACUAAAGGAAUUGGAGCAUUUAGCAAUCAAACAUUUUGCUGAUGUCUUAAACAAUGAAUUGCCGGGUCACGAUUUUGAGCAGUACAAUUAUAAGCAAGCUUUUAAAAGGGAAUUCUUUAAGGAAGUUUUCUUUGUUAAGCCCAUAGAAAAUGUUUGCAAAUUGUAUUUGACUUGGGUGCUGCCUUCCACUUUGAAAUUAUAUAAAUGCAAGCCGGCUAGUUUUCUGUCCUAUUUCCUGGGUUAUGAAGGUGAAGGCAGCUUGUGUGCUUAUUUAAGAAAAAGACUUUGGGCUUUAGAGCUGAUGGCAGGUCCCGAUACCAACAUUAUGUUUACUUUAUUCAACCUAAACAUCACCUUAACCGAAUUGGGCUUCAAACAUUUGGAUGAAGUUUUAAAAGCCACCUUUGCUUAUAUAAAACUCUUUAAUAAAGCCUGCCAGCUAAAAGAAAUAUACAAUGAAGUAUCUUUUGUACACAACAGCAAUUUUCGUUUUGCCACUGAAUCAUCGGCCGGUGAUAAUGUUCAAAAUUUAGUUGGUUGUUGUAAAUAUUAUCCCUCCAAAGAUAUAUUAACUGCAUCCCGACUUUACUAUGAAUUUAAUGAAGCUCAAAUACAAAAUAUAAUCGAUCACAUUAAUCAAUUCCACUUCAAUAUUAUGUUGGUAACGCAACAAACCUAUGAAAAUGUGGUUUAUGACAAAAAGGAAAAAUGGUUUGGCACCGAAUAUACCAGCAAAGAAAUACCCUCUAAAUGGUUGAAAAUGUGGCAGAAUACCGAAAGAAUGCCAGAACUUUAUUUGCCUACAGCUAAUGCUUUCAUAUCGCAUGAUUUUCGUAUUUUCUGGCGGGAAAAUGGUGAAAAGGAAUUACCUCAGACUCCGGAAAAGCUAUUACAAACAGAUACAGCUGAAUUGUGGUUUAGGCAGGAUGAUAAAUUUCUUUUACCACAUGCCUAUAUGUAUUUUCAUUUGAUGUCACCUUUGUUAAGGCAAAAUGCCAGAAAUACAGUUUUAUGUUCACUGUAUCUGGACUUGGUGCAGCAUCACUUGGUGGAAGAAUUAUACCCAGCAACAACGGCUGGUAUUAAUUAUCAAAUAUAUUCUGAGGAAAAGGGUGUUAUUUUAGCGGUCGAUGGCUACAAUGAGAAACUUUAUUUGGUGAUUGAAAUCAUAAUGAAAGCUUUAAUCUCCACCAAAGAUCGCAUCAACGAAUGUCAAUUGGAAAUGUUUAAGAAACAGCAGCAAAAGAACUAUUAUAAUUAUCUUAUAAAACCUGAUCUGGUUAAUGUAGAUUUACUGGGCUUUAUGUUGAAAGAAAAGUACUGGCUGUUGACAGAAAAAUGUAAAUUCAUUGCAGCUAUAAACCUGCUAGAUAUAAAAACAUUUGCUGAAGAAUUUACUCAAGAGUUGUAUGUGCAAGCUUUGAUACAAGGAAAUUUGGAGCAGCAAACUGCGCUUACUGUAAUGGACUGUAUUAUGCAGCAGUUGAAUUGUGUUGCAAUAAAAGAGAAAUCCUUAAUGGAGGACCGAGGCACAGAAAUCCCCUUAGGUUGUCAUAAAAUACUUUGCGCCAACUUAAAUCCCAAAGAUUGUAAUACAAUCGUGGCAAACUAUCAUCAAAUUGGACCACGUUCUUUGCGCACUGAAUGCAUUUUAGAAUUACUUAUAAUGAUGCUGGAGGCAACGCUUUAUGAUGUCCUGCGCACCAAAGAACAAUUGGGCUAUUAUGUCAGCUGUUCUACGCAAAUUAAUCAUGGCAUUAUGGGCUAUUUAAUAUAUGUCAGUUCUCAGGAAACAAAACAUUCGGCUGUUUAUGUCGCCGAACGUAUGGAAGCAUUUCGUGUGAGCAUUCAACAGAUUUUACAGAAUAUCUGUGAGGAAGAUUUUCAAAAUUUUAAAAAUUCCCUUAUAAAACUAAAAGAAAUUAAAGAUGUGACAUUGUAUGAAGAGGUUUCGCGUAAUUGGUGUGAGAUAACCAGUGAAGACUAUUUAUUUCAACGCAAAUCUAAAGAAAUUGAAAUUGUUCAUACUUUGGAAAAGCAGGAUAUUUUAGAGUUUUGGCUACAAAAUGAAGCUACAAAUUUGCGUCAACUGUCGGUGCAAGUAAUGGGUGUUAAGAACACAACAGCUGAAUGUAAAGAAAGACCUGAAGACACUAAUACUAAUUUGGAAUUAGAAUUUUUAGAUUUUGAUAAAGAUGGUGCAGCAAUUGUUAAUUUGGAGGAAUUCAAGGAAAGUCUACAUGUUUAUCCUGCUAUUAAAAUCGAACUAUAAUAAAAACUGCCACAAGUAACAAGCAAACAGGUAAAUCUUAAGCAAUAGCUUUCAAAAACUAAUGUGUUUAUUAAAAAAAAAAGUUCGAACAUUUUAAAAUUAAUUUAGUUUUUAUAGACGUACUAUCAUCCAAAUGUGUGAAAAGAGAUUACUUUUGUUUCAUUGAUAUUUCCCUCUACAUGUUAUUUACAUUUUUGUUUACUAUUUUCAAGUUUUUUAAUUAUUUCAUUACAUAAGUAGUUUAAUUGUUUCUCUUCCCCCCUUAUCAUUAACUACUUACUUACACUCCAAAAAAACAAAACUAACGAACUACAAAUGAAUAGUUGUUAGACAUAAAGAUAAAAAAAAAUUAUUUUGAUAGUAUUUAGAAAAAAAUACAGUGGCUUGUUAAAUAAAAUGUUCAAAUGUAUUUGCAAAAGAUAAAAAUGAUAGCAAUAUUUAUUUAAAAUAACAAAUUAAUAAUUCAUUUAAAUAAUAAACUUCAGAAUAACACAUUUAAA
Molecule: messenger RNA, 3619 nt
Organism: Calliphora vicina (urban bluebottle blowfly)
Lineage: Eukaryota; Metazoa; Arthropoda; Insecta; Diptera; Calliphoridae
Product: nardilysin-like
Exons: 8
Coding region: 117-3119 (1000 amino acids)
Biological process (GO): proteolysis
Molecular function (GO): metalloendopeptidase activity; metal ion binding
Source: RefSeq, a predicted model, not a curated record